Messenger RNA from Dermacentor andersoni, 1629 nucleotides. RefSeq lists its product as uncharacterized. The record is from RefSeq and is a predicted model, not a curated record. Lineage: Eukaryota; Metazoa; Arthropoda; Arachnida; Ixodida; Ixodidae.
GCUGCAAGCAACUACGGCGCAGUUGUGUUGUUGCGCGUUGCGCUAUGCGCUAGUUGCGUUUUCGGAUAUCGCGUUUUCGCAUGUUUCCGCGUCUCCAGGCGCUAUACGUGGGCGCGAGAUGGGAAAGUAAGCAGUGUUUAAUAAUUCAGCAAAAAGAUUUCCUGCGCUGUGCUCAUGUCGUACCUGCGUUUGAUCUACAACACCGCGAGGUAAAUGUUUAAGCAAGUGCCGGGACACUGCCAUGUCAACUCGUUCAUGGUCUGACUUGUUAGGUGAAAGUCCCCUUCGGAAGUAUGGCCGCUGACACGAGAGAUAGCAGUCAUGUAAGCAAACCGCCUUUGCUUGCUACAAGUCAAGUGCCCAUUAUCAACAAGCCGCCUGAAGCUGGCAGGAUAGAAAAUGCCAGAGAAGACGAAGAUGGAAGCCCUCAUGAGGCAUAUCUCUGGGAGAGCGCCAAAGUUCACGGUGGAGCUAGCAGAGUUGAAAAGGACAAGGCUCCACACAGCCAGUCACACUCUUCACGGCCCGCUGAAAGAGACCACAUAGGUUGGGAAUGGAAAUCCUUGAAAGAGUUGUCUGCGCUGGACUGUGAGCAGCUUCAAAAACUUCGUUCCAAGCUGGCUCAGCUUAUCAAACAGCGCUCCAUGGAUCUGGCGCCUUUGCUCGAGGAGCACCACAACCUCCAAGAGGAAGUUGACGCACGUAAUGUGGUCAUACAACAGCUUCUGAAAAUCACAUGCCAGCAAAUGGAGCUGCCACGGAGGCCCAUCCAAAUGUCUGUUAUAUUCCCGGAAAGCAAGUCCGACGAAGACGAGUCUGACGCUGCCUUGUACAAUUGAUCUCGCUGGGACACGCGCCAUGUAGUGCUUUUAAAGUCCCCUUUGGGCACGCACUUUUCUUGCGCACGGUAUUGUUCUGCCGCCUUUUUGUGUCUCAGAAUGCCCUAAAGUCAUUUUUUUAUUGCCACUGUUGAGCCAGCUGCACGGGUAUUUGCAAAGUAUAUUCCAAUAAAGUGCCAUGCACACUUUUUGCACACGUGCAUCUGUUCCAGUUGCAGCAGUUUACUCUCUACAGUUGGCAUCAAAAGUUUACGUAUCAUGGGAUCUAAGAAAAUGCUGAAUAUUUCUGCUGCCUGGUCAUGCCGCUUGGUGUUUGGAUUUCAAGUCUACACUGAUACACAAGGGUGACAUAGCGUUGUACACUACUGGCUGCAAGCACAAGCUGCUAGAAAAUUCAGUGUUUUCUCUCGGCUCUCACAGUUUUUAAAUGUUUGAUGCCGGCUGUGGACAUUCAUUGCUGUGUGUGUUCAUUUACACUAAUAAAGGUGCCUGCUUGCACUUUCCAGCAUUUGGAGGCAUUAACUGUGCCAGGAAAAGAUACUCACUGUUUCUGGUGGCGUGCAGGGCAUGCAGCCAAAGAAAACCAAGCUUCAGCUGUUUUCGCAGGGACAGCCCAGCUUGCCAUUAUAAUUUUGUAUAAUGUGCAGCAAACAAGCUCAGCUUGACUGUCGGGGUGUUCUGUUGCUUUUAUGUAGCUUGUCAGUAAACUGCCUUGCUGAAUCAACCACCAGAUGAAGCAAGAAUGCUGCAAAUAUGGAAUGUGAAAGAAUAAAUGUUUUUGCUUCUCUUG